UAAUGAGAAAGUUUGUGUGUGUGUUGAAUUAGAUAGAAGAUCAAUAAUUACAUAACAGCAGUAAACACAAAACAGAAUAGAGUAGUGUGUACGGAAGAUGGGGAUAAUUGCUCCGGAUAUGAUGCCGUGGGAGCCUAGUCGUGAAACAGUGACAGAUUGCCUGGUGGGGUCUGUGGACAAGAUGGAGUUUUAGAAACAAGGAAUUGAAGACGGAUUCCAACUAAAAAAGAGGGAGAUUGUUACGUUGCACUGCGUGCGCGGAUUGGAGGCAAGGAAGUUCUGCUGCACAUCACAGUGACAAUGGCAGCAAAGCUUGUGAAAUGAAUAAAUAUAUGCAACUGCCAGAGAAAAAGACAACAAUGGCAUCUAUACCAAUGAGGCAGCUACCUGAACGAUCCAAAAUCUAUAAACCUGGAAACAACAACGAAGAAAGCGAUGAUGGAUCGAGUGCCAUGGAAGACUCGGGAAACGAGAGCGUAAAAGAACAAGGUUUCAGGAAAAAGAGAAAGAAAAGAGGGACUUGGCUGGCAACAACCUUCAAGAAGAAACACUGCGUCCAAUAUGUCGCAGAUCCUGGGAGUUCAGUCAGAGCAUGUUUCUGCGGCCGACCACGAGGUCUGCACAUCAGACGUCCCCAGCCUCAAACCCUAGACAGAAACUCCGGAAGUAAGAAUCUCCUUGUCUCACAAGCUAACAUCUCAAGUAGCAGGGUUGAUCUUGAGAGUGAGGAGGUCACGCAUUGGAAUGAGGAGGAGCAUCUCGUAGAGACGCCAACAGACGCCUACGGAGAAAUCCAUUUUAAGGAGGCAGUCAACCGACUUAGUACAUCUAAAUUUGUCCGUCUGUCAGAUCGCACUGAUAUGUCAAUGGUGCUGAAGCUUAUGACGAAGUACUGGUCACUGCACACGCCCCAGCUCGUUAUCUCCCUGACCGGUGGGGGGCGGAGCUUCAAACUUAACGAGCAAGACAAGGAAACAUUCAGCAGAGGAGUAAUUAAGGCUGCAUUUACAACCAAAGCUUGGAUCAUCACCAGUGGCUCCAACGCGGGCGUGCCAAAGAUCGUCGGAAGUGCCGUUCAGUCCACUUACAUCCGGGACUGGAUCUCCGAUAACAAAAAUGUCAAGAAAGGGGCAGGGAGACCCAAACUGGUCUGCCUUGGGCUUGCCCCGUGGGGAUACGUAGACGGCAGUCAUCAGCUCCUGACCAGGAGAGGCACGGGCUCGUAUCCAGCGGAAUACAAAGUCAACCCAGUUGUGAUGAAGGGGCGUCGUGUACCCCUGAACCCAGACCACACCCACUUUAUCCUAAUAGAUAAUGGGCUAAUGGGAGAACCGGCCUACGGUGGUGAGAUUGUGAUGAGAGCAAUGAUUGAAGAGGCAAUAGCAGCCCCAAAGGAGGAGAAUGGUCUGGGCCUACCGGUGGUUCUUGUGGUGCUUGAGGGCGGUGUGGACACGUUACUCAACGUGAAGAAUGCCGUCUUGCGCGAGAUUCCUACAGUGCUUUGUGACGGUAGUGGGAGGGCAGCAGACAUCCUGGCAUUCGCCCAUAACAGAGCUGAAGGAGAUCCAGAAUCCAGAACAUUGAAUGAGGAAAACAUUGAGAUACUUCGUGAGAAACUCAGCAAUUCCUUCAACGUCAAUCUUUACUGCAACAACAUGACCCAACUGAUUGCGGAUGUCAUCGAAUGCAUCAAGGUCAAGAAAUUGCUGACUGUGUUUCAAAUGGACAAAGGAGAGAACGCCGACUUGGAUCUUGCCAUCUUAAUUGCUUUAUUAAAAGCCCAAGCGGCCACUCCCACCUACAAAUUAGCGUUGGCGUUGUCAUGGAAUCGGGUUGACAUGGCAGAGAGGAAGAUCUUUGUAGAUGAUCAGUAUUGGGCGCCUGGUAGUUUGGAUCCAUUCAUCAUGCAAGCUCUGAUGCAAAACCAGGUGGACUUCUUGAGGCUGUUCCUAGAGCAGGGUGUCAUUAUGAAGGACUUCCUGACCGUAUCCAGACUACGUAGACUCUACAAUUCAGUCAGUGAGCAGCAUUCCCUGAGGAGCUAUGUGUCAUUGAUUAACAACACCAAGGCCAGUCAGCCGAUCUUCUUAUAUCACAUCAGUCGUCUUGUAAGGCACCUGUUAGGUUUCCAUAGCAACUGGCUGUACUCAAACGACAAACCCUUUACCAGCAACCAAGGGGCAUGCUUGGCACUCUGGUCUCUGUCCAGCUUCAUGGCAGGAAGUCACUUGUUACAACAAUCCCAAGAGGAGUACAUCCGAUCGGAAAACGGCUAUUUAGACUCAACCUCCUCUUCCAUGUGCCUCAUGGCUAACUCUGGAAUGCACUUCAUGCAUCCGUUUAAGGAGCUGUUUCUAUGCGCUGUGCUGAUGGGCAGAAUGGAAAUGGCCGAGUUCUUUUGGGAACGUCUUGAUGACUCAAUCAGUGCAGGAAUAGCUGCAAGUACAAUGCUCAAAGGAAUUGCUGCAAUAUCCACUGACUCUGAUGACAUCCUAAAAGCACAAAGAGAUGCCGGAACGUUUGAACAGCUGGCCAUCAAUGUGAUGGACGAGUGUUUCAAAACGGACGAGACGUUCACUGAGAAGCUGAUAAUGUGCCCAAUCAAAACUAUGUCUGGUAAGAGUGUCCUGACGAUGGCCUCAGAGGCAGACAACAGGCAAUUCAUAGCUCAUCCUUGUGCCCAGAGUGUCGUCGCCAAGACGUGGUUGGCAGGCGUGAAGGCCAGCAAUCUUUUCAUCAUACUGGGCAUCUUAUGUCCUCUCUUCAUCUUCAGGUUAAAGUUCAACGUCCGGGGCGAGAAGAGACCCAGCAGACUUAAGAAACUCCAGCUGUUCUUCAUGUCGCCAGCCACCAAAUUCUGGUCGUUUGUGUUAUCCUACACUGCAUUUCUACUGCUGUACACCUACGUGAUGUUAGAAACCUUCGGUCCAGAGCCGUCUGUACCAGAGAUGGUUCUCUUCGGAUGGAUCCUUACCAUGAUCGUUGAGGAAAUACGACAGUCGUUGAUACCCAACAGUAACCAAACCAUGAAGCAACGCUUCCGAGAGUGGCACUCCAGCGAAUGGAACAUCAUGGACCUGAUCACAGCGGUCAACGGACUGGCGGCGUUCAUCCUUCACUGGUUCCCGGCAGCCUACAAAUGGUCGCAGGCCUUUUACGCCCUCAACUGUUUCUUGUACUACACUAGAGUCUUGAGACUGUUCUCGUUUAGUGAGAAGCUCGGCCCAAUAAUGGUCAUGAUCAGAAAGAUGGUGUUUGAGAUGAUCUUAUUCCUGUGUAUUCUGUUUGUGUUUCUGAUGGGAUACGGUGUGGCCAGUAACGUAUUGAUCUACCCACAUCUAGGUUUCGGCAUUGACUCCAUCAAGAACAUCUUCUUCAUGCCUUAUUUCCAGAUCUAUGGCAACCUCUUCCUGGAGGUUCUCAUCAGCGAUGGCGAACCACCCCCGGACUGUGAGCCCUCACAACCCAGCUGCAUCCAACAGCACGUUCUCCUCCCCUUCAUGCUCGGUGCUUACCUGUUGCUAGGCAACGUCCUGCUCCUCAACCUGCUCAUUGCUAUAUUUAGCUCCGUCUAUGAUGAGGUACAAACAAACUCUCUUGAAGUCUGGAAGUUUGAGCUGUACUUCCUGGUGAUCGAGUUUGAGGAUCGGCCCACUCUACCGCCGCCCUUCACUAUACUGGAACACGCCUUCUACUCCCUCAGGUGGGCAUGGAGAAAAGUAUGCGCCAAUGUCUGCAUGAAAAGUGGCAAAGACGUGCUGUACCUCAGCAAGAAGAUGACAAACACACUGAGAAACUUUGAGAAGGACUGCUCCGCCAACUACCGAAGGCAGAAAACAGACAAGAAGAGCAUGGAGGUACCUGAACGCCUCACUCAACUUGAGAAUAGCUUGAAGGAGUUAGACAAGCUAACGGAGAAAACUAACGACCAGCUUCAGGUGAAACUCCAAAAGAUUCAGAAUUCUCUUAAAGACAUUCUGCACUCGUCCUCACCUCCUAAAGUUUCUCCAUCUCCACGCACUUCUAACCUCUCAAUGAUAGCUGAGACCAGCGGGGACAAAGAUUACUCUGGUGCCCGACAGCGCCUUCAGUCCCUAGAGCGGCGGAGGAGUAAGCUUUCCCUUCACACCGCCUCUGCUGUGAAUGCCAAGCAACGGGAGGCAUCAUUGCUAUGCCAACUGAAUGAAGAGAUGGUACACACGUCCCCUAACAGUCUGAUGAUCUUGGAGUCCGGUAGUGAUAGGAGUAGUAUAAGCUCCGGGCACAUUAGUAAGAAGAAGAACUUAUCCAAGAUGCAAGCCAGUGUACACCCUAAAGACAAACUGGAAGCCUCUGGGAAAGAGGACUUGAUGUAGGUCGAAGGUCAUACAAACCAGAGCUUCUGGUUGUCAGGUUGGUGUCUACCUCUUGGACCCCUGCCUUAUCUUGGAGUCCGGUAGUGAGAUGAGUAGUAUAAGCUCCGGGCAUAGUAGUAAGAAGAAGAAAUCAUCCAAGAAGCCAGACAGUGUACACCCUAAAGACAAACUGGAAGCCUCUAGGAAAGAGGUCUUGAUUUAGGUCGAAGGUCAUACAAACCAGAGCUUCGGGUUGUCAGGUUGGUGUCUACCUCUUGGACCCGGUUCAUUCAGAACAACACAAGGCUGCCUGAUCUCGGAGUCUGGUAGUGAUAGGAGUAGUAUAAUCUCUGGACACAGUAAGAAGAAGAAAUCAUCCAAGAAGCAAGCCAGUGUACACCCUAAAGACAAACUGGAAGCCUCUGGGAAAGAGGUAUUGAUUUAGGUCGAAGGUCCUACAAACCAGAGCUUCGGGUUGCCGGGUUGGCAUAAGGGUUUCUGUCAUGGCCUCCAACCUCUAUGAUCCUGUGAAUCCUGCCAAGGGCACUAUGUGGAUUGGGUUUUCAGUCCCUUCCUAAUGGGGGAACCACAGUUGCAUCACAACCUCCUGAUGAGAUGGGAAAAUAAACUUACAUGAAUUCAGGGCAACACUUGCCUGAUCUCGGAGACCAGUAGUGAUAGGAAAAGUAUAAGCUCUGGGCACAGUAAGAAGAAAAAAAGGCAUCAAAAGGAGCAGUCGAGUGUACAUCCUAAAGACAAUCUGGAAACCUCUGGGAAAGAGGUCAUGUUUUAGGUCAAAGGUCAUACAAACCAGGGCCCAAUUUCAUAGAUGUUUAAGUGAAAAAAGC
Molecule: messenger RNA, 5182 nt
Organism: Asterias rubens (European starfish)
Lineage: Eukaryota; Metazoa; Echinodermata; Asteroidea; Forcipulatida; Asteriidae
Product: transient receptor potential cation channel subfamily M member 3-like
Exons: 27
Coding region: 321-4355 (1344 amino acids)
Biological process (GO): calcium ion transmembrane transport
Cellular component (GO): membrane
Molecular function (GO): ligand-gated calcium channel activity
Source: RefSeq, a predicted model, not a curated record